Molecule: messenger RNA, 1350 nt
Organism: Dracunculus medinensis (Guinea worm)
Lineage: Eukaryota; Metazoa; Nematoda; Chromadorea; Rhabditida; Dracunculidae
Source: the annotation of a GenBank genome assembly
AUGAUGGAAUCUUUUUUACAUUUAUUAAUAGUAAUCGAUCUAGUAUUUGCCCAAAUUUUGCUUAGCAAUAAUCUUUACACAGUCUCAUCUCAACAAAAUAAUUAUGACAAUAUCAAUGGACUUCAUAAUACCGUGGAUCAUGUCGACUCAUAUGCUCUAAUGUUGCAACCGCGUAAUACUUAUGCUUCGAAUGUUCCGUUUCGACGAAAUGGCUCCGCAAGUGUUAAUAUAGAAAUACAUCUUAAAGAAUAUGUGAAUGAGAGAUUGCGACUGCCUGACGGUAAGACGUGCGUUUGCCCUGCUGGGUUCACGUGUAAUUAUCUUGGUUCCACAGCAAUGGCCAGAUGCUAUAUGUCUUUCAUGAUUAUUAUCUCAUCUUCUGAUGAUUCAGUGCAAUAUGCUUCAACGGGAUUUCUUCCACUAAGUUCAUCCGGUUCAGUUGAUUUUCGAGCGUUAACCACAACGCAAUAUAAUCAGUGGACUCAGCCAUAUCUUUUCAAUUUACAGUCCAAGCCUUCUGCGAUUGACAUCUUUGUUCAUCAUAUGGGGAUGGUUAUUGAUACAGAAACAGGGGAGCUAACCCAAAUGCAAACGGUAGUACAUGUUGAUACUUUUAUUCAAUCACUGACCGAUGUUGUUCCUUCUGUUGCUUCAAUGCCUCAAGUUAUUCAAACAAUUACUCUCACAGGAACGAUAUUACAAACUCAGCUAUCAUUGUCGUUCGUCGUGCAGUGUACCGGUUCAUUAUAUGGACCAAACUGUGAUCUGAAUUGCAAUACUUCAUCUUUAAAUUCAGCUAUUGCCAUUUGUCAGUCGAAUAAAACUGGCUUUUUCUAUACCUGUAGUUAUGCAACAGCUCCACAAGUACAAAAUUGCGUGGCAUGCAUCUGGGGAAUCGUUGAAAGUUCGUAUUGUCGUGAUUCAAAUGGAAAGGCAAUCGAUCCUUCUGUAACCCUUGUAUCAUCAGAAUUCAAAUUUACUACUAUUGUUCUUGGAAUCAGCUGUGCAAUACUUUUUAUUUUGCUAAUUGCUGUAACAAUUUAUUCCUGCAUUCUUGUUAAUCGACGUAAUAGACAGCAGCAAGAAGAUGAUGCUCCUGGGCACAACUAUCGAUCUUCAAUCCGAGUUGAAGCAAAUAGCAAUCAGACUCUUUUACAGUCUGCUUGUCCAGUCAGAUUAAAUUCAAAUUUGAUUCCACCUUACGAUCAUCCACAAGCACCAUUAAUUUCUUCACGAAAUUUUCCAAGAUCGGCACCUUUAACUCAUCUUGGUGGUGAUUCUUCUUUGAAUGAUACGUUGAAUAGUACGAUAAGCAGUAUUCAAUUACCCAGUAGGGAAGCUGAUGUUUGA